CCCAAGUGAUGCUUCUUUUCGGCGGACAUGUUGGAUUUGAGGACCGAACUACGGAGGACAAGUUUCGAAUUCGAGCGCUUAUUUGGGCUAGAAAAUCUUUGAUUUAAUUCGCGUCCUGAUCCUAUUUCGACGGUUGGGAUUGCAGGACUUUCGGUGCGGGUGAUUGCGAGUGCGAAAUCUACGUCGGGUCGGGUUGUUUUCGUUGCGAAAAGUGCGCUGUGGGGGAUUUGAUUUGGGAGAAGUGUUUUUGGCUGAAAAUUUUAGUGGUGCGGUGGAUUUCGAAGUGUUUUCUUGGUUCUUUGGAAAGUGUUUCUUCUUCAGUAUCAGGCAGAAUGUGAAAACUGUGAAAGUGACUCGUUUACAUUGAUUAGCCUAACGAGAUAAAGUGAUAGGGUGAAAGAUUUUCAAGUGAAGCAAAAAAGUGAAAACUUUGAAGCAAAUUUAAACAAAAGAGUGUCGAAUCUGUGAAACAAAAAUGACGCGCAUAACGGAAACCAAGUCCGUUAAGGUGGACAACUGGGGUGUGUUCUUCCUGCAAAAGUUGCAAAACUUCUUCAACAAAACCGAUCACUGCGAUCUGACCUUGCAGUUCAACGACAAUUCCCAGCUCAAAGUCCAUCGGCUGGUGCUCAAUGCGUGCACCGAUUACUUCAACAUGCUGGAAAACACGUGCGAAAUGUACGACGAUGUGCUGAUUAUGCCGCUGGAUCUGCAGGCGGAUGUGAUUGUGCCGAUCGUUAAUUUUAUGUACACGGGUACGCUGGAAUUCCAAUACAACAUGUAUGAGAAACUGUUGAAGACUGCCCGAGAUAUGAACAUGACAGUGCUCUUGAAGCUGUUGGAAGCACACAAACAGACCACAAGAAUGGUACAAAACGCAAGACAACAACCUAUCGUGUUGAACAAGCAGGCUCCAACCGGUAGACCUCGUACUGCUCCGCAAAAUACUGUGUCGUACCAGCUGCCGACUACGGCAUCAAGAAGUUAUGGAGCAAUAAAGCAAGUGACUCAAACGAGAGUUGUUCAGCGACCUACAAAAGUUCAGAGUGCUCUCACUAGUAUUGCGGCAGGUUACACUGCAAACAAGAGCAUGAGCGCCCCGGAGCCACGUACACUGGUUCAAAAAUAUGGUGCAGCAAAGAACGUCCAACCAGGUCCUUCCCGGUUCGAUGAAAGUUCCGUCUCGGAAACGUUGGAAGGAGCUUUUGAUGAUAUUUCCUACGAAAGUAAACCGUUGGUGACGGCUGACCAAAUAAAAAAGGAGGAAGAGACAUCUCCUUUCGAAAAAUUACGAAAAGGCUACACUAAUGUGAAUGUAGCCAAACGCCCAGCCCCUGCCAGCUUCUCCACUCCUAUUGCGAAAAAACCCAAUUUGGAAGAGGUUAAAGAAUUCACGGAGGCUGCCCGGUUGAGAAGUCAAAUAGCCGCCGAAGACGAUGAUUCACCCGGAUUCGCUGACGACACUAAUUUCGAAGAAGAAGACGAAGAAGGGGAGCAACAAUCUCAAGCACAGCAAAUUGCGACAAAGUCGAGUCCUCAGACACCGAAACAAAUCGUCAUUAAGCAAGAGCAAAAGUCAUCACCCGGUAGUGCCGGAUCCGUCAAACAAAUCACAGUCAAAGAUGAAUCCGGAAAUGUAGAUCAUGCAAAGAUUAUCAGUGAGGUACUUAAGAAGUAUCCACAUUUAGUAAAGAAAAACAAAAACAUUAAGUUGAAAAUUAUGCAGAAAACCACUCCAGGGCCACCAAGCACUAGUCAGCAAGCCCAGUCUUAUGCCGGUCCGUUGAAGAUGGAAGUUCGUACGGCCACCCCGUUGAAGGCGGACAUGUCGAUGAUGCGUAAAGCAACGGAAGUUGCCCGCGCACCUGCCCCUGUUGCCGCUUCCACUCCCGGUCCGAAAAAGAUCGAUUCCAAAACCAUGCACAUGCUAAUCGCAAAAGGCGCGGAGAACAUGACCGGCCCAUGGCUGUGUCUACGCUGCGGCAUCGAUGGACGUCCCAUCAGUAUUCCCAGCUAUAAAGCCUUCCGUAAUCAUUUAAUCGUUAAGCACAAAGAGAAAAUAGAUGCACGCAUUUGCGAGCACUGCGGAUGGAAGGCCGAGCAACGCAACCCCAAUCUGUUCUACCAUUGGUUAAUAGAACACAACAUAAAAUCCACUAUGAAAUUCCCCACUUGUUCCGAAUGCGGCCAUGUUGCUAUGAAUGCGGUAGCACUGCAGAAGCACGAGGAAGAAAAUCACCAACGGAACGAUUUGCAACAGUGCAUUUAUUGCAACAAGAUCUUUGCCAAGGAAAUGGAUCUAUACGAGCAUAUGAAGAGCAUGCACAAGCAGAGGGCCCGAGAGGACGGUGUCAUCGAUUUCUCCGAUGACGAAUAUCACGUCCAAGAGGACGACGACUUGUCCGGCCAGACCAACACGAGCCAAGAAAAGCAGAUAAAGGUUCUCUCCAACAUAAGCAUUACGAACAAUGCGGGAAUUCCGUUCGUUAUCGAUCACACCCAGGCACAAACCGUUUCUCAGAUCGGAGGCAAAGCGCAGAUCCAGCUACAGCAGAUCACCCUGGAACCAUCGUCGGAAGCGGAAGCACUCAGCAAUGUGGCAUCCGGCAUCGCUACCAGCUUGGGGCUGGUCGAUAGCAACGUUGUAAUCGAGGGCGGGCACUACCAGGGGCAAUUCAUCGAACACCAGCUGGCCACGGUGCACGGGGAAACGGGAACGACCACCACGGUGACGGCCACCGGACCGGACCAGUUGACCAAGCUGAUUACGGAGGAUGGUACCGAGCUACAGCUGACGCAGAGCCAGAAGGAGGAGAUUUUCUCGCAACUGCAGAACAGCGGAAACGGUGGCAACGUGGUGAUGGUGCUGAAUGAUGAAAAUUUCAUCAGCGGAGCGGGAAUCCAGCUGGAAGAUGGAACACAGUUAAUCAAUCCUUCGGUUGGCCAGGACCAGAAUAUUGUUGUCAUGUACACCCAAGCGGAACAGGAGCAUGGCACACACAAUACAAUCACUACUACAGCACCAGUGGCCACUACAGUAGUCGGAAGCGUUUCCAGUGAACAAGUGGAACAUCACGAAGAAGCUCCAGAAGCUGUUGAGCCAUCGAAGACAGUCGAGCAUGAAGACGAAACUUCACAAGCAUCGACACAACCCUCGGAAAAGGAUGUCGAACAGAUGGAGACUGAUGCCGAAAUUAGCCAACCCGAAGCAGAUUUAAGCGAGUCAGCCGAUGCCGAUGAUUCGAAACAGGAGGAAGACGAAGAGGAGCAGAAGGCGGCUAAAGAACGAGAGAAACAAAAGCUAAUAUCCGAGUUAGAAGGCGAUUGGUCAGAAGAUACGGAAGAACAACCGACUGCUGCGGAACCGAAAGAAACGAAAAAAUCGGAAAGCGUUACAUCGCUGCCAACAAAAAUUACUAAGAGCUCAUCUGCAGAAAGCGUCACAAAGGAGGCAGCUAGCAAAGAGGAACCUUCUGUCGAAUCAACGGAAACCGAGAAGCCCAGCGAGAAAGAAAUUAACCAACUGUUGGACGAUUGGAACAGUGAGACCAAGCUAACCGAAACGGAUUCCGAUGCUGACCUGGAGAAGAAACUGGAAAAAGUUGUUGGCGAGAAGAAACCAGCGGAAAGUGAAGAAAAGAAGCAACAAAAGGACGAGGAACAGACGCCCAUGGAGACGUCCGCGGCUGCCGAUAAUACUGCUGACAGCAUAGACAGCAGCAUGAGUGCAAGCGAAACGCAAGUAGUGAUACUGGCAGCGGCCGAAAGUGAAGCGGAAACUUCGGUCAAAGACGAAAGUGAUGCGGAUAAAAGCCAAGAAGGCCAAGAGGAAACACAGGAUGGCAAAGAAAAAGCAGAAUCAACUGAACCUAAAUCAGAUACCGCCGACGAAGAUGCAUCUAAAGAGGACGGGGAAGACAAAGCCAAAUCGAAAGAAGUCGUUAGUUCUCUGCUUGGAGAUUGGGAUGAAGAUGAUGAUCUGUAGAGAGUUGUUGUAGUAACAUAACCGUAUGGAAUAUCAAGUGACUUUUUAGCAAAAAGGUAUAUAAAUAUUUGUGCUAAUAUUAACGAUAGCAUAAACAGUUUAAAACGGAACGGUAAUAGCAUUACACUGUUACUAAUUUUAUAGAACACACUUUAUAUGUCAUAUAAAUAAUGUAAAAAGUAUUUUUUCAUGUAGAGGAUCGUGGAUAACAAUUAUCGUACAGAGCAAAAUUCCUUACAAAUCAUAGAUUCGAACAAACUAUGAGUAAUGUAACUGACAUUUUGUUAUAACUGCUCUGUGCGGAAAUUUUCUCACUUAUGUUCCUUGCUUAUUUAUAUGUAAUUGUACUAACUUCUCAAGUGUUCUCUCCGUAGAAGGCAUUUUCAUGCGAAAUGAUAACGAAAUGAAAUUAUAAUUUUAAGAUAAAAGCGUUAGAUUAAUCAAAAACCUAACACUCAAAUAGAAUUCAAAAUGCAUGCAAAUCUAUCAAUCUAUAAAUUGUAGGAAACAUCGCACGUGCCUUCAACAGACAGAACAUUUUUUUCUUAUCUUUGGUUUGUGUCCCAGAUGUUAGCGUGUGCUAAAAAUGUAUACAUAUUCCCAUGCUCACUAGUAUGAAAUCCAUUUUUGCCAUUGAAUCUACAUUUCAGAACGUAAAAUAUAUGAUUCAAAAUGUUUCUUCAGUCGUAAUAUGGAUUGAUUUGCUAGAUUUUUUUGGGAUGAUAUUUUUGAAUUUACGUAAAACUGAUUCUUCUGAUUAUGUCUUUUAAUUUAAGUUAUCCUGAAAGUACUAAACAUUUUUUUUAUUUCAUCACGUUUUUAUAGCAAUAAGAAAAAUGCAUUGAAAUGGACCAUUGGUUUAAUAUGCUUAAGAGAUGUUUCUCAUAUAUUGUAAAUGUAGAAGUAGAAGAAAUAAUAAAAUUUAUUGACCGCAUCGUA
Armigeres subalbatus is the source of this 4924-nucleotide messenger RNA. It is a transcript of the gene Cp190, whose product is annotated as centrosome-associated zinc finger protein Cp190. Gene Ontology annotation, biological process: regulation of transcription by RNA polymerase II. Gene Ontology annotation, cellular component: nucleus. Gene Ontology annotation, molecular function: protein binding; DNA-binding transcription factor activity, RNA polymerase II-specific. The transcript is spliced from 3 exons. The record is from RefSeq and is a predicted model, not a curated record. Bases 476 to 3985 code for a protein of 1169 amino acids. NCBI's taxonomy places the organism in Eukaryota, Metazoa, Arthropoda, Insecta, Diptera, Culicidae.